Molecule: messenger RNA, 6422 nt
Organism: Loxodonta africana (African savanna elephant)
Lineage: Eukaryota; Metazoa; Chordata; Mammalia; Proboscidea; Elephantidae
Gene: ZFP3
Product: ZFP3 zinc finger protein
Exons: 2
Coding region: 1534-3042 (502 amino acids)
Source: RefSeq, a predicted model, not a curated record
AGGAAAUUGGUAAGAGUGGCUAAAGUGAUGAACUCUGGAGACUAGGGCCUAAUUCCAAUGACAAACAAAAGAGAACGUGUUCCUUUCUGCUGAAUUGUGUACUGGAUAUACACACAACAUCCCCUUCUGAGGGGAGUUACUCCCUUCCCUGUUCCUCAGGGUUAUAGUGGGACAGACACAGAAGCCGGCCCUCACCAUUGGGGCAGACAGGUGAUGCAGGCUUGAGUAAUCAUACCACCCCUUUCCUUUGAAUACAAGGAUUGGUCCAGGGAUAUGCACACGACCCAAACAGGGCCAAUCAUAGUUCUUCCCUGCGAUCGAUACAUGAGAGGGGUGCUGUAGUUUGAGAGAACAUUAGAUAGGAUGGACGGCCUCUCCAAAGCAGUGACAUUUAAACUGAAACUAGAAUAAGAAGAAGCUUGCUGUGCAAAGAGGAAGGGCAGAGGAAGUAACAAGUACAAACGUUUUGAGGCAAGAAUGGCUAAGCUUAUUGAAGGGAGAUAAGGUCAGUGUAAAGUGCUGUUCCCAUUGCUGAACCGCUCUCCUCACUCUUGUUAGCUGCCUUUCAGUUGGCCCUAACUGAAGGUGACUCCAUGCACGACGGACUGUUGUGAUCCAUAGCGUUUUUGGAAAGCAGACCGCCAGGCAUUUCUUCCAAGUCUAUUUGAGUCUGGCAGCGCCACUGGAACUUGUUCAGCAUCACAGGGACACACAAGCCGCCAGUGACUGAAGGGUGGUGGAUUUGCUUGAGGCGCACUGACCGAAAAUCCGGGGCUCCCGCAUGGAAGGUGAGAAUUCUACCGUUUAACCACCACUGCCCUCCCCUCACUCUUAACCUAAGGAAUUCCUGCUCGCACCUCAGACUUCAGCUCGCAUGUCACUCCCUCAAGUAAGGCCUCCCAGAUGGCAGGGCAUGUCUCCCUCCGCCUGCAGCAGAUGACAGGCUUGCUUCUAGGGUCUAGGUGUCUGUGUUUACCAGACCCACGGAGGUCGGCAAAAGGUGUGACGGGACAAGAAGAUGUGGACUGAGGGCACGAAGGGGGUCGCACAAACCUCCUUGCGGGAAAGCGAAGGCGCCUUCUGACUCCUGGACCCCAAAGCAGCGCGUUGAGAGCGACGCCAGCGCGCAGAGCGGCCGCUCACGGUACGGAAGUGCAUCCCCGGAGCCCCUCUAGGAAAUCCGGAGGACCCGGCUUGUCAGUGAUCCUGGGGCUGAAGCGGACAGGGCACGGCGCACAGGACAUUCCAGGGAGCCGACUCGGUAGGAGGAGGCUAGGUGGGGCUCGUGUCGGGGCGGGAAUCCGCAAACAGCAACGCCGGAAAAAGUGAGGGGGUGUUGGCAGGAUCGACCACCUGUUCCUCAGCGGCGUGCGGCACCGCUUGAUUGGCUGAGAGCCCCCCGGGUACCGGAAGUGGCCGAUGCCCGUCGCCCGUGACACCGAGACAACAGCCGCGGGCUCGGAGAGAGCGGGCGGAGCGGCGCCAGGAGCCCGAGCGGACUGAGCGUGGGGCGAUACGGCCUGCGAUUUUGAGAUGGGGACUCAGAACAAGGUGAUUCCCAAGGAAGAAAUUUCUGAAGAAUAUGAACCACAUGGGGCAAUAUUAGAAAGACUUCCAAAGGUGGUUUACCAGGGUCAUACGUUUGGCACAGCAUGUGAAGAACACAUGCUGGAGGGACAUUCGAGAGAGUCCACAGAAGAAAUUGUGGAGCAGCUAUCUCCUCAAGAGAGAGACUUUGUAUCAGAGUUGAUUAUCUUUAAGAAAUCACCCUCAAGUGAGAAAGACCAGGAGUGUAAUGAAAGUGAGAGAGGCUGCAGUCCCAGCCCAAAUCUAGUUACACAUCAGGGAGAUACGACAGUAGAGGGAGUUAGUACAUUUGUUUCCUCUGGUCGAAAUUUCAUAGAGAAUUCAGAACCUAACAAAACCCAGAAGAAUUCUGUGGGAGAAAAGCCUCAUAUGUGUAAAGAAUGUGGGAAAGCCUUUAAUCAGAACUCCCAUCUUAUCCAGCACAUGAGAGUUCACAGUGGAGAGAAACCUUUUGAAUGCAAAGAAUGUGGAAAGACAUUUGGAACUAACUCAAGCCUUCGAAGACACCUGAGAAUUCAUGCUGGAGAGAAACCCUUUGCUUGUAAUGAGUGUGGAAAGGCCUUCAUUCAGAGUUCACAUCUCAUCCAUCAUCAUAGAAUUCAUACUGGAGAGAGACCAUAUAAAUGUGAAGAAUGUGGCAAAGCCUUCAGUCAGAAUUCAGCCCUUAUUCUACAUCAGAGAAUCCACACUGGAGAGAAACCAUAUGAAUGUAAUGAAUGUGGGAAGACCUUUAGGGUUAGCUCACAGCUUAUUCAGCAUCAGAGAAUUCAUACUGAAGAAAGAUAUCAUGAAUGCAGUGAGUGUGGCAAAGCCUUCAAGCAUAGCUCAGGCCUUAUUAGACACCAGAAAAUUCAUACUGGAGAGAAACCAUAUCUGUGCAAUGAAUGUGGGAAAGGCUUUGGUCAGAGUUCUGAACUUAUCCGGCAUCAAAGGAUUCAUACAGGAGACAAGCCCUAUGAGUGUAAUGAAUGUGGGAAAACUUUUGGUCAGAACUCAGAAAUUAUUAGACAUAUUAGAAUUCAUACUGGUGAGAAGCCUUAUGUAUGUAAGGAAUGUGGGAAGGCCUUCAGGGGCAACUCAGAACUUCUUAGACAUGAGAGAAUUCACACAGGAGAGAAACCCUAUGAAUGCUUUGAGUGUGGAAAGGCUUUCAGACGGACUUCUCACCUUGUUGUCCAUCAGAGAAUUCAUACUGGAGAGAAACCCCAUCAGUGUAAUGAAUGUGCAAGAACGUUUUGGGAUAACUCUGAGCUGCUUCUCCAUCAGAAAAUCCAUAUUGGAGAGAAGCCUUAUGAGUGUAAUGAGUGUGAGAAAACAUUCAGCCAGCAUUCCCAACUUAUCAUACAUCAGAGAAUUCACACUGGAGAGAAGCCUUACGAGUGCCAAGAAUGUCAGAAGACAUUUAGUCGGAGCUCUCACCUCCUCAGACAUCAAAGCGUUCACUGUAUGGAAUGAUCUACAAAAUGGGAAAGAUUUCUGGGGAAACACUUCAAACUACUAAUUUGUUCACAGUCUGUACCCCAGGUUUUCAGAAUGAGAACAUUCUCAAGAAUCUCUUCUGUCCUUCCACUGAUUUUGAUCUAAACAGUUGGUUGAAAAGGAUGAGGCGCUUUUAUGAACUAUUCAUUGAGAAGUUUCAAUGUACUGAAUUUAAUCAUAAAAGCUGUUUCAGGCCUUAAUUCUCCUCCUCUCUCCCAUUUUCACUCCCUUCCUCCUCCUUCCCCAGUGGAGUAUAUAACAUUAGCGGUCUGUACCAGCCAUCUAGCCUAAAUCGUCACUUCUCAGGAAAAAUGGGGAAUAUGAUUCCGCCACUUCCUAAGAAUGACAAAGUUGACUCACUGAAUGUUAUUCCCUGAAAUGUUAGAAAGUCAUGGCCUAGAAGACACAUCUUAUGCUUCUAUUCACUUUGUAGCAUUGGAUAGUGUAGUAAGCUUUUAUUAGCCUCAAAACCUUCCAACCAUGCUAUCAAGUUCCUUUAGAAGAUGUCAGCAUUAAUGAAGAAGCAGGAAUCUUGGCCCAUUUUACAUCUCCUGGCGGGUUCCCUCAUUCAUUCGAAGAUGGCAGAUGAAGGAAACUCACAGGCAAUUGACAGGAUUGUAAGUGAAGGCCCUUAAAAUUCAGAGGGGCUUAUUAGACAAGGCCAGGGGAUAAAUACAUGAUCUCAGACUCCUCAGCAGUGGGCAGAAACAGUUCCUUAGCAGCCGUUCCCCACUUCAGGGCUGCCCAGACUGACUGCACCCAAGAACCCUGCUGCAUUGAUUUUUGGCCCCAGGUCCUGCCACUGCUGACAGAUCCCAUGUCGGGAUGUAGCAGAGAAGACUGUGCAGCUUCACCUUCUCCAGGUACCUGGGUACAAUGAUGAGCCCGUUCACCAGAGUGACCAGGGCCUGGCCUUGCCAAAGCACUUAAGCUCUCAUAACCUGGACCCCACUGCUGUAGGCCCUGGUUGAUGAUAGGCCAGGAUGUGACAGCCCCUUCUCCAUUUGCCCAUUGACUUUGGAAUUCUCUUCAACAUCUCUACAUGAUUUUUCUGUUUUCCUAUGUGUUAUUUCUCCUUUGAGGCAACACAUCCUUGAUUUUUCACGCGUCCGCAUUUCUGAGGCAGUGGGUAGUAGUGGGAAUUGCACUAAUGGAUUCAAGGAGGCCUGGGGUCUGGCCUUAGAGCUACAUCUUGAUUAGGCACUUCAUCUGUCUGGUCCCUAAUUUUCUUAGCUGUAGAAUGAGACUUGAACUUAAUGAUCUCUGAAGUUUCAACCAGGCCAAUAAUUUCUUGAUUUAAAAAAAAAAAAUCUAACAUUAUGUAUCUUCAGUGUUCUGUAGUCUGUUACACUAAUGCUGAUCACUAAUAAUUUAUUGAGUGUUUACUGAUGCCAGGCACAGUGCCACUUUAUAUGCAUUAGGUUUUUUCAUAGCAUCUCUAUGAGGAGGGCACUCUUUUAAACAGCUUUAUUGGGGUUUAAUUUACAUACCAUAAAAUUCACCUGUUUUAAAUAUUCAACUGAAUGUUUUUUAGCUGAUGUACAGAGUUGUGCCACCACCAAUGAUGUGGUUGCCCAUUUAAAAGGUAAGGAAGCUGAAGCAGGGACAGGGUGGGGAUGUUCAGUAACUUACUUGUGAUCACAGAGCUGGUAAGUGCUAGAGCCCAGACUCCACCCCUGGUCUAUGCUCUUAACUGCUAUGCUGUGCUGUGGAUACCAGGAUUUAUUGCAAAGCUUAUGUGAAAUGUUUUGAAAAUAUUUUGAUUAGUUAUGACUAAACACUACUGGAUUUCAGUCAUGUCUUGGAAACAUAACUAGGCACAGCUAAAAUCCAUAAAAAUCCAUAAAGUGGGUUUAUUCCUUACUUCAAUAUAGGUGUUCCCCAGGUUCAUACCCGUGGUUUGAAACAGGGCUGUACAAAUGAACAAUUGACUGCAUACUGUUUCCACAUCCUUACAGGUUCUCCUGCCUCUAGCAGUCACACCCUUAGCGGGGAAAGUUCUUUGACUUACCUCUUACUUUAGGGUGAUUGGAGCCCUGGUGACGCUGUGGUUAAGAGCUUGGGUGCUAACCAAAAGUUCGAAUCCACCACUCACUCCCUGGAAAUCCUAUGGGGCGGUUCUUCUGUGUCCUGUGGGGCACUAUGAGUUAGAAAUCGACUCAUGGGCAACGAGUUUGUUUUUCUGUUUUGGUUUUAGGAUGAUUACGCGUGAGUUUGUGCCCUGCCAUAACUUCCUCACUUCUUGAAGCCUGGGUGUCACCUAUCCCUUUAACUUCUGGUUCCUGUGUUUGCAUAUUUUUACAUAUUCACCCCUUGCCAACCCUGAUAUAGAAUGCGGCAUCUCCUCAGGCUCCCUUCAAAGAGCCCACUCCCACAAACAACCAUGAAUAAUUUAGAUCUGACUCCAGCUGCUGUGUAAGAGGUGGAGAAGGGGGUUCACAUUGUAUAUCCUGUACACUUUAUUCUCAGAAGUCUCUUGUUGACCAAACCGCCACCGAUGGUUUUUCUUUGUCCUCCCCAUCACAGGCCUCAGCCACCUCCGCUCCUUUUUUCUUGCCAGGUAUCCAUCCCUCAGCUCAAUUACAUUCUUAACCCCUCACUGCUCAGCAAAACAAAAAACCCUUUAACAAUCCACUCAUUCAAACGUUGUCAUCUGCCAUUGAGUUGGUUCUUGGUUCCCAUUCAUAGCCACCCUAGAGGACAGAGUAGAAUUAGGAGGCAAUUUAGUGACUUUUAUUGUAUUUGCGAAUGAGGGUCUCGUAUCACAUAUCUCGAGAAGAAUCUCCCAUGGUAUAUACAGUUCUUUCUCAAGAGUAAUUCUUAGAUAUACUGGAAACCUGGGUGGUGUAGUGGUUAAGAGCUACGGCUGCUAACCAAAAGGCCCUUGGAAACUCUGUGGGGCAGUUCUACUCUGUCCUAUAGGGUCGCUAUGAGUUGGAAUCUACUCGAUGGCUGUGGGUUUGGUUUGGUUUUUUGGUUUUAGGUACACUGCACACACAUAUCCUGUCACCUUGUUUCCUAUCUUCUUCCACCUCUCACCCAGUUAUCUCAGGAAGAUUUUCCUUGUUUUUGUCACCUCCCUCUUCAUUUUGUUUGGGAGCCAAAAUCUGAUCGUAAUUUUGACUGGUAGGUAUAAUUUUCUGGAAGUAGAGUUCUAUCAGGGGAAAGAAAAGAUACAACUUUUCUUAAUUUUAGACCCAUUUAAAAAAUCAGGCCCCACAAUCUCAAAGUCCUACUGAAAUACCCAGAAAUACCCUUCAGAUUGAUUUGCGACUAUGCUCACAUACCUCUGCUUUCCCUAAUUAAGCAAUUUUACUGGUACACUAAAACUUUUAAUAAAGCGUUUCUUUACAGUU